Messenger RNA from Talpa occidentalis (Iberian mole), 2052 nucleotides. RefSeq names its product cilia and flagella associated protein 144 (gene CFAP144). The coding region runs from base 966 to 1370 and encodes 134 amino acids. The transcript is spliced from 7 exons. NCBI's taxonomy places the organism in Eukaryota, Metazoa, Chordata, Mammalia, Eulipotyphla, Talpidae. The record is from RefSeq and is a predicted model, not a curated record. Gene Ontology annotation, cellular component: ciliary base.
GCUACCCCUGAUUUCCCCAUCUCAACCCCUUAACCCCAACCAGCCUCGACCUCCUCUUCCUGCUCCUUCAGGCCCUCGUUAUUCAACCCGCUUUCCUCCCCUAAACCCUAAGCCUCUUGGCCAUGCCCGUGCUCCCCAGCCCCAACCACCCGUUUCCAGCCCUACCCGCUUCCCUCCUCUGACCAACGUCAUCCCUCCUCUGACCAACGUCAUCCCUCCUCUGACCAACGUCAUCCCUCCUCUGACCAACAUCAUCCCUCCUCUGACCAACGUCAUCCCUCCCCGGCCCCCUGCCUGCAGGGCUUCACCCCCUAGAUCUGUUCCUUCCAAAUCAUCUGCUCGCCGCUCAGCUGACCUGCAUCCCCGUUUUGGUAUCUCACCUUGCUUUUCCCUGAGUUCUUCUCCUUCCCAUUCACCCUAGUUCCUUGGACUCUGGUCCUUGCUGACACCCACAGUCAGACCCGGUGAGUCCCAUAUCUUAGCCGGAGUGUUGGUGUCCCUACUGGAGGGACAGUUCCAGUGCAGUUCAGAAUUGCCAGGACUGGAUUCCCAGUGGCCUGACUCGGUAGACAGAGGAUACUCAAGAUGACAGCAACCAGCAUUCACCCCAGACGUCUCAGAGAUUAGAAGCACAUUGAUGACUCUGGAUGACCCACGGUGAGCAGAAGCAGAAGCCCUGGGAAACACGAACGUGGAGCUGCGGUGGAAAUAGAUGAAACGAUGGUGAUUGCAAUCCCUGUGCCCCUGACCUCUGCCUAACCCGAUCCCUUGGACCACCGGGGUCCAGGUUGACAAAAAGUCAGUUUUGCAGGGGAUAAAGAGACUCUUGAUUCAAAGAAUCCCCGUUGCCUGGCAACAGUGUGGCGACAGCUUGGCUUGGCGUUGCCUGGAGACGGUUGGAGGCCUGGCACCGAGCAGGCUGGGAGACUCCGGCCAGCGCGAAAGAGGGCAGCGCGGACAAGGCAAUGGCCACACACCACAAGAAGGAGGUCGUAGAUGAGGUCCACCAUAACCAGAUCUUGCGUGAAUUGUACCUCAAAGAGCUACGAACCCAAAAACUGUACACAAAGUAUCACGUGAACCCUCUACGCAAGGUUCACACAAUUACCAGGAAACCCAUGUCUUGGCAUGAUAAUCUGGAGGAACCUGCAGAUGCCAGGUUUCUCAAUCUCAUCCACCAUGCAGCCCAGGGACCAACGAGAAAAUAUGAGGAGACACAGACGGAAAGCCAAGAAAUCGGAUGGGACUCAGAACCCUUGAUCAACCAGGACCGCAGUGAUCGCAGGUUGAACCACUUCCGGGUCUACAAUGACAUCACUCUGUACAAAGCGAAAAUGUGGAGCUUGGGAGAAGAUGAUCGCCACAAGUAGCAUCCCAGCAGCCCCUACUAUUCACGCCUGAAGUCUCUUCUACAGAAAAAGAAACACAGGUGUGGUCACCUAGCAGCCUGGCCCUCUGCCCCAGAGUCAGGGUGCACAAGCAGGUAGGAGCAGGGUGCUGACCAGGCCCUCACUGCCCAAGGGCUCACUUACAUUUGAUCCUUUCUUCCCAGGCCUCUUGAGGCCCUUGUCAUGAGCCUUCUUGGCCCGGAAACUGGACACAUCGUUGAAGCUCUCACGCGUAUUCCACUUGGAGCCUUUCUUCUUUCCACCAAAACCAAACUUCUGGUUUUUAUAGCGUCGUUUGGCGUUGGGACUAGGGAAAAAAAGGGGUCUUGCUGGUUACCCACACACGGCAAAUCCUGAGGGGACUUCUGGCUCCACAACACUUCCAGCUACCUGUCUGCCUACAGAGCCCCUUGGACACUAUGCCGCUCAGAAUGUCACCCUUGCCUCUUCGUUCUUACUCCACAAACUGCUCAGACAAGCCUAUCGAUUUCUGGUUUUAACCACCAGAGAAGGAAAACAAAGCAAGAAGUAGGAGAGGACCCACAUAUACCAUGUGGCUCCCCACUUAUCUUUGGAACAAAGAUCUUUUCAACUAAAUUUUGCUAAAUUUUUUGCUGUUUUUAUUCCUCUCAAGGAUAUCUGUAUCUCACUAUCCCUAUAUUAC